GGACCACCAACCCAUAAGAAGGUUGUGCCUUUUAGGGAGAGUAAAGUGUUUAGGACUUCUUGACAGUUCUUGUACUUGUUUUUCUCUUCAAGAUGGUUGACGCUGCUGGUCACAAAGUCAUUGUGUGUGACAAUGGUACUGGGUUUGUCAAGUGUGGCUAUGCCGGCAGUAACUUCCCUUCCCACAUAUUCCCGUCCCUGGUUGGUAAACCAAUCAUCCGCUCUACAGCUAAAGUGGGAAAUAUAGAAGUCAAGGAUUUAAUGGUAGGAGAUGAAGCAAGUCAGUUACGAUCAAUGCUGGAGGUGAAUUACCCAAUGGAGAAUGGGAUAGUCAGGAAUUGGGACGACAUGAAGCACGUUUGGAAUUACACCUUUCACGAGAAGCUUAAAGUAGAUACCAAGGACUGUAAGGUCUUAUUAACUGAGCCCCCAAUGAACCCAACCAAGAACAGAGAGAAGAUGAUUGAGGUUAUGUUUGAGGAGUAUAAUUUUGCUGGCGUUUAUAUUGCCAUCCAAGCAGUAUUGACUCUGUAUGCUCAAGGUUUAUUGACUGGUAUUGUCAUUGACAGUGGAGAUGGUGUCACUCACAUAUGCCCAGUAUAUGACGGGUUCGCUUUGCCUCAUUUGACCCGUCGACUUGACGUGGCCGGGAGGGACAUCACUCGCUAUCUUAUUAAGCUCCUCCUUCUACGUGGCUAUGCUUUUAAUCACUCUGCAGACUUUGAGACAAUACGUAUGAUGAAAGAGAAGCUCUGUUACGUUGGUUAUAAUGUUGAACAAGAGCAGAAAUUAGCCACAGAGACAACUGUUCUUGUUGAAAGCUACACACUGCCUGAUGGUCGUGUUGUUAAAUUAGGUGGUGAGAGAUUCGAAGCUCCAGAGGUUUUGUUCCAACCUCAUCUUAUCAACAUUGAAGGGGUUGGUGUUGCCGAGCUUCUUUUUAACACAAUACAAGCAGCAGAUAUUGAUACUAGGGCUGAUUUUUAUAAGCACAUCGUUCUUAGCGGUGGUUCUACUAUGUACCCUGGCCUCCCAUCUCGAUUGGAAAGGGAAAUCAAGCAGCUUUAUCUGGCUCGAGUUUUGAAAGGAGACACUUCAAAACUUUCUAAAUUUAAAAUCCGUAUUGAGGACCCUCCCAGACGUAAGCACAUGGUGUUCUUAGGUGGAGCUGUUUUGGCUGACAUAAUGAAAGAUAAAGACACAUUCUGGAUGUCAAGGGAAGAAUAUCAAGAGAAAGGCAAAAAAGUUUUGGAAAAGCUGGGUGUGGCUGUGAAGACAUAAUGACUUUCUGUAUUUUCCAGUUUCGUCUUUUAAUUGUAGAGUGGGUAGUGCUUUAUUUAGAAUUGUUCUUAUUAUUAUCAGAACAUUUCACUUCUUUUUGUUGUAUAAUGCUUUUCAUGUUUGCUGGUUUUAGGUAAUUUUUAAUUAUUAUUAUUAUUAUUAUUAUUGUAGCCAGAGGUUUGUGACAAAGUUUUGGUAUGUUAUACAUAAAAUUGUCUCACUAUUGUGUUUCUCAUGGGAA
Molecule: messenger RNA, 1521 nt
Organism: Amphimedon queenslandica
Lineage: Eukaryota; Metazoa; Porifera; Demospongiae; Haplosclerida; Niphatidae
Product: actin-related protein 2-B
Exons: 8
Coding region: 93-1280 (395 amino acids)
Source: RefSeq, a predicted model, not a curated record